AGCCCCGCACGCCGACUGCACCGCGCUAGGCGGCCGUACUCGCGGGGUGUCCGCGAGAGAGGAGAGCCCUCGGGAGAAGCACCGCCGACAUCGGCCCCGGCGGAGCGCAGCGCGCUGCCAUCGGGGAGGCCCUGGCAGCCGCGGAUCCCUCCGUCCCGGGGCGGCGUGGCCGCGCCCCCCCGCGCGCCGAUCGGGGCUCCCCGGGGCCUUCGCGAAUGGACGCGGGCUGAGAUCCCCCGCUGCGGAGCGCUUCGCCCCCGGGCGGGCCGUGAGCUCGGAACGCGGGCGGCGCCGCUCCGACCGGCGUGACAUCGGUUCCUGCCCUUGCAGGGGAGCGAGGCCCGGCGGGAUCAGACGGCCGCCGCCCGAGGCGCGGGGAGCGGAGCGAGGCUCUGCCGGCCGCACCUGCUGCGCGUCCAUGGCACGCAGGUGAGCCCUCUGCUGAGGGAACGAACACACUGUGCUCCCAGGUCAGGGAAACAUGUCCCGUCGGAAACAGACCACUCCUAACAAAGUUCACUCCUGCUGUGUAUCUGGAGGGCCCAGAAUUGCCAUGCAGUGCACUGGUGAAUGACGAGGAAAAUCGGAGAGAGCAUCAUCUCCAAGAUCUGGGUGAGCCAGCAGAAUGAGGAAUCAGGCUGAGACAUAGCAGGCACGUUACUGAAACUUCUUGGGACUGAAAUUGUUGGGAGGAGAGGAAUAAAAGGGACAGCAGUAACCGCUACAGCAGUGUGGACAACCCAGAAUAGCGAUGGGGCAGGUGGAUUAGAUCCACAGUGGUGGACAGACUUGCAAAUUUCAGGUCCAGGAAAGGAACACAGAGAAGACCUACAUGAACAGGGAUGUUAAAUUGAUGUACAAGGAGGGAGUGAAGUGGCUCAUCUCUGAGAGACUUUUCUGUUUAGGAAGGAAGACAGGGGAAUUAUGCAGUUUAUUCUGAUUUUUGUUUUGUGGAUUUUGGAGUGAGGUUGUUUGUUUAUGUGUUUAUUUUCCAGAACACCUGAGAGUUAUCCUGCAUUCAUACAGUUCAAGAAGGGAAGGGCUAAGGAAAAUAAUCAUUUCUGGCUGCCAAGCUGAUACACCAUCAGAUCGUAGCACUCAUAACUGCCCCUGUUGCACAGUACCACAGGGCUGGCCCCUACCUCCACAGCUGCUCUCCUGGCAUCCCACUCAUUUGCAAGAUUAUGGAGAGGAGAACUGGAAAGCAAAACAGAGGCAGUUGUUUGACUCUCGCUGUUCUACAUCUCUAGCUGCUUGUGAAACAAAUACAGUGACUUGUUUUGGGGUUGUGGUCAGCCUACAGCCCUUUCUGUAUUUAAUAAAGAAACUUCUGGAGAAGAGUCUGCGAAGUCAAUAUCGAGCAUAAUGUCCUUUCUGACAGUGGUGAUCCUAAAGCUGUUGCCUGUCUUACUCCCUUUCCACAGAAAUGCAAAUGUAUUCAAAAUGGGGUGGAGGUGGGGGUGUGUUUGUACGUGAGCAUGUGUGUAGACAAUAAAAACAUAACCCUGUACCUAUCAAACAUUAAAAUUCCAAAGCUUUACUGAUGUAGGACCUAGUCUGUCAGUAGCUGAACUGAGCACUCUUUUCCAAGUUCUUCCAGAAACGCUAUUAGUAGAAUAAGAAAUUUGGUAUAAGCAAAAUACAGAGCUUUUGAAAGUUUUUUCCACUCCCGUGAUUCCUUUUGGAUACAAGCUAGUGGUUUGGUUAACGGUUUGCAUUUCUGGCUGUAAGCUGAUGGAUGGUUCUCCACAUUGCUCUAAAUCAGUGCUCAUGUGGUUGUGUGUAUGUUAUAAUGAAAGGCCUCUGGCAGACGUGAUUGCUCUGCUGGUUGUUGUGAUUGGUGUUAGAAGUAGAAUCACUCAAUCUCAGAAUGAUUUGGGUUGGAAAGGACCUCAGUGAUGAUCAAGUUCCAACCCCUGCUGCAGGCUGGGCUGCCAGCUGCUAGAUAAGCGCGAGGUCAGGUUGCCCAGGGCCCCAUCCAGCCUGGCCUUGAGCUCCUCCAGGGACGGGGCAUCCACAGCCCCUCUGGACAACUUUGGAAGCCUCUGAAGGGCUUUACAGUCUUCCAAAAAUUAAAGCAAUGUUGGGAAUUUUGAGCUGAGCACAAGAAAGGCAGUAUGUGUGUAAAUACGGGGCAAAGCUGGCUGAAGCAGUUCAGCAUGUGAGAUGCACCUGUCCCUGUAGCAGGACUGGUGCUGUCUCCAUGGGUUAUGAGUGCAGUUCCCUGUAUUGAUGCCAGUUGUGGCCCUAUCCUAGAAGGGGCAAUGCUUUGAAAGCUGCACUCUGACCUUCUUUGCACUGCAUCUUAAAUUGCAUUUCUGCAUUUACGCUUUGAGUAGUUCCUGUGAACUUAGAAAUGCUGAUCCAAAAGCUAUAGCUGUUUGGGAACUAGCACCUUGCCCCAAGUGCUCGUAACUCAUCCACUGCUAAAAGCAAGUCUUCGCUACCUGUAGAACAAAGUCGUUUGUUUGUUUUAAUGUGAAAAUUGGUGGUUGACUUCUGUAGUUAUUCCCUGGAACUGGAAGCCUUGCAGAGACUGUUGUAGGAAGUUUUCUUUCAGAGGCACUCAGAUAAUUGCCUUCUAAUAGGUUUUUUGUUGUCUGUUCUAUUGUUGAGUCGAGAUACAAAUAGUUACAAAGAGAAAAACAGACUGUAUGUAGAAUUUAGUUUAACCUAAUGUGGGAAUCGUGCAAGCACUAACGUCUGUGCCUUUCCAGACCCUAAUGUGAUUGGUUGACCCUGAUGCAAUUAGUAUGAAUAUCCUGUCGCAGUACUGUUGUGCUGCUUGUAAUAGCUUCUGAAUGAUUUACAAGAGCCAUGUAGCAACACGUCCAAUUUGGGAUACAGUCAUCACCCCUGCGUGGCUUUUCCUCACCUACAGCUGUGCUGUCACUGUUGGCAGAUUGGUCCUCUGGUAAAAGUGGAAGCCAUGUGAGCACACGUGGCAGAUGUGGAGCCUUGCAGGUUUUUUACAUGCGACUGGAGUGGUGUAUAAAGGGUGUGCAGAGAGCAGCCUGACACCAUACACAACCGCUAGCGAGACGUGGGGACUAGACUUGUGUUAGCAGAUACAGGAGGCUGGAGUUACAGGGCAGGGAAGCACAGAGGUUAUUUAAAUGCUUUCAGAGAGGUGACUUCAGAGGGUCUGCACAUUGCAGGUGAGCAACCCCACACUUGUUGCAUUUCUGGCAAGCUUUUGUGAAAUAAUGGAACAGCACCAAUCUGACUUUUUGUCCUUGUGGCUGCCAGGGGAGCAAGUCUUUGCAGGGCUGGAGGAGCAAGCCCGCCAAGCCAUGAUGAAAAACAGCUUUCCUGGAGCUCUUGGGGACCAAAGGCCAGCUAUUCAUCCACUGCAAGACCGUGAUUUCAGCAGCAGUGGCAGUGAUGAUGAGGAAACCACCCAUGAUGAAGUUUCUUCCCAUACUUCAGAGGAGGAUGGCUCAAUGCUAAAGGUGAAGAAAGAACUGGAGAAUGGAGACCAACCUGCAGCUGGAACCCUGCUGAUGAGAGAAAAUGAGGUUCCUGAGAGCUUGAAUGCUGACUCCAUUCUGGGACUGUCAAAGUGUCCCCUCUGCCAGCUGGAGUAUGAAAGCAGAGAGCAGCUCAUUGCUCAUGUAUACCAGCACACCGCAGCUGUGGUGAGUGCCAAGAGCUACAUGUGUCCUGUAUGUGGAAGAGCCCUCAGCUCACCAGGUUCCCUUGGGCGACACCUCCUGAUCCACUCAGAGGACCAGCUGUCAAACUGUGCAGUGUGUGGAGCACGCUUCACCAGCCACGCCACAUUCAACAGCGAGAAGCUGACAGAGGUGCUCAGUGCAGAUCGCCUGCCUGUGCCACAGAGCGAGGGCCCCUCCAGUGUCAGAGGGAAGGACAUUACCUUUCACAGCCCUGUGUAUCCUGCAGGCAUCCUCCUAGUGUGCAACAACUGUGCUGCUUAUCGUAAGCUGCUGGAGGCACAGACACCUGGCAUGCGAAAGUGGGCGCUUCGUCGGCAGAACGAGCCCUUGGAAGUGCGUCUGCAGCGCCUGGAGCGGGAGCGCACCGCCAAGAAGAGCCGGCGGGACAACGAGACCCCUGAGGAGCGGGAAGUGAGACGUAUGCGGGAUCGAGAGGCAAAGCGCCUGCAGCGCAUGCAGGAGACGGAUGAACAGCGGGCGCGGCGGCUGCAGCGAGACCGAGAAGCCAUGCGACUGAAACGUGCCAACGAAACUCCAGAGAAGCGACAGGCCCGGCUCAUCCGGGAGCGUGAGGCCAAGAGGUUGAAGCGGCGCCUGGAGAAAAUGGACAUGAUGCUGCGGGCGCAGUUUGGCCAGGACCCCUCUGCAAUGGCAGCUUUGGCAGCUGAAAUGAACUUUUUCCAGCUGCCAGUGGGCAAUGUGGAGCUGGAGAGCCAACUGCUGGGCAAAAUGACUUUUGAGGAGCAGAGCAACACUACUCUGCAUUGAGCUGCAGGCAGAGACUGCCAUCUCUGCUGUGUCUGUCACAAGCAAACCAACAGGCUUCUGUGUUGAGGGGGCUGCUGUAGCUCCCCAGAUGUCACUCCUGCAUGGGUAGUUCUGGCUUCCUUCUGAAACAGGAGGAGAAUGGAGCUGAUUGAUGUCUGUCUGGGGCUACGGUCUGAGGGUCAGCCACCGCAUUCGGACAGUGGGAAAAUAAAUUAAUGUUUCAUGUUUAUUUAGCCCCCUUCUUUACCUCCUGUGCUUUGUAUUAUUCUUGGACCCUUGCACCAUUAAAUGGGUUGAGACUGUUGCAGUUCUGCUGUAGGUAAGAAGUCUGCCUCAGACUUGCUUACUGCAGCAUAAGUUACGGAGAUAAGGACUUAGAUGGUCCACCAUUCCUCCAGGAAUAAAUACUAUUCUGUGUCCAUAAAAAGCAAGGGGAAAAAAAAAAGUAAUCUCCCUGGAAAUAGCUGCACACACCCUUUUUUUUGUUAUGUGCUUCCUUGUAGUAUGGAAAAGCUAACAGGAAACUGAGUUCCCAUUCUAAGAAACCUCAGUAAUGGAAGGGCUGACAAAGUGAGCGGGGAACAGUUUAGUAGUUUACAAACAAGGCAAUUUUCAUUCAAACAGCAUUUCAGAUGUGCAAGCGAGAGAUAUGGACAUACUGGAGCAAGUCCAGCGAAGGGCCAGAAAGGUGGUUAAGAGAGUGGAACAUCUCUCCUGUGAUGAAAGGCUGAGCGAGCUGGGACUGUUUAACCUAAAGAAGGUUUGGGAAUUCGAUGAAUAUGAAUACCUGAAAGGAGGAUGCAGUGAGGUCAGAGCAGGCUCUUGUCAGUGCUGCCCAGUGACAGUGAAAAGAGGCAGUGGGCACAAGCUGAAGCACAAGAAGCUCUGCCUCAACAUCAGAAAGCACUUCUGUACUUUAGGUGCCAGAACGCUGGCAGAGAUUGCCCAGAGAGGCUGUGGACACUCCAUCCAUGGAGGUGUUCAAAAGCCGCCUGGCUAGGCUGCUCUGGGUGUCCCUGCUGGAGCAGAGGUUGGACCAGAUGGACCCAGAGGUCCCUUCCCACCUCAGCCAUUCUGGGACUUCAAAAUUAAAUGAGCUUAUUCUGUUUUAAUACAGCCAAAUGUAAUGCUGCUCAUCUGGGAUCAUGGGUCACACAUGGAGCAAUUCAUUCCUGUUGAAAAUUCUUGUGUGACCAACAAUGACUUUCAGCCAUCACCGCAAGUAACACAUGGGAACAGUUGGGGAAAAUGUUAGUAAACAGAAAGCUGCUUUUGCUUUUACGCUGUAACAGAACCCAUGAGAGUAAUGCAGAGAAGUCCUGAACUGGGGAGGAGCUGGGAAAAUCUGCUGGAGAGCAGUGAAUUUAAGCCCAGAAGCAGCCAGUGCAGAGCAUAAUAGUGGUUUGUACCUAUAUGGAAAUGUUCCCCUUUCUACUACAACUAUAAAACUAUGCAGCUAUGGAAAUUAAACUUAAGUAUGUUUAAACUGUAAAAGGCAAAACAGUAGCGCAGAACCGGAAGUGAAGGAGCAGAGAGGUCAUACAUUCUCCAUUUAAGAGAAUGGUGGUUUAAGAGUGAGCAUCUAAAAUUUUAUGCUGUAGCUUUUCAAACUUCAGCCCGCCACUGGUGUGAUACACAGCUGCAUGUGGUGCCCUGGAGACGACAUUUCCAGCCACAGCCUGCAGUACAUCUGUGUAGUGCGGAGUUGCUGUCUCUGCAUUAAGUCAGAAAUGGCCACAAGAAUCUCACCUGGGAUCCAAGGUAAAACAAGGAACAAAAACUUUCAGGCAGACUAGUCAGAAACAACUUGGUUUUUCAAAAACUUUUGAUGGAACGCUUUGAAGGCCACACUUAAGUGCUUACAGUAACUGCAUUUGGAGUACACAGUGCUCCUUUUCUCUUGACACAAAACUAACCUUAUAGGCAGUCCUGUGGGCGAUUGCUACAAAAAGCUAUUAAUUUUACUGAAGCUUACAUUUUUAUCUGUGUGCAGAAGUUGUUUUGACUUCUCAUUCUCCACAAAGAAAUGACUUCUGGAGGCCAGUCUGGCCUCACUCUCUUUGGAAAAAGCCACCAGAUCUGGCAAGAAUCUGUUUGGCUCCAUCUUACCCUCUUCCUAUCCUCUUGUUUUUCGAGCUGAUCUCUCACCUUUAUUCUUGCCUCCAUUUUUAUACCAAGCUGACCAUCUGCUCUUUGCAGCAGUUGCUAUUGCUCUGUGAUGUGUGUUCUGCUUGGCCAGCAGAAGUGUUGUUUUGCCGUGCAAAC
Molecule: messenger RNA, 6710 nt
Organism: Lagopus muta (rock ptarmigan)
Lineage: Eukaryota; Metazoa; Chordata; Aves; Galliformes; Phasianidae
Gene: ZNF821
Product: zinc finger protein 821
Exons: 8
Coding region: 3207-4445 (412 amino acids)
Biological process (GO): regulation of transcription by RNA polymerase II
Cellular component (GO): nucleus
Molecular function (GO): RNA polymerase II cis-regulatory region sequence-specific DNA binding; DNA-binding transcription factor activity, RNA polymerase II-specific
Source: RefSeq, a predicted model, not a curated record